CUUAUCAGAUGCGGUCCAUGGCCAUUUUCAGCAAAAACAUCGUGUCUUCUGUGUUCUGGACUUCUUUGUCCAUCCAAAAUGCCAGCGGCAAGGCAAUGGCAAAAAGAUGUUUGAAUUUAUGCUCAAGUGUGAGGAUGUAGAACCAUAUCAGCUGGCUCUGGACAGGCCGAGCAGCAAAUUCCAGGCGUUCAUGGCUAAGCACUACAACCUAACCAAUCCUAUCUUCCAGUCGAACUACUUUGUUAUCUUCAAGGAAUUCUUCGGAGUCUCAGGCGCCAAGGCCGAUGUACAACCGGGAUCUGAUCCAUCUCGUGGAAAGGACAAAGCCGCACCUGCAGAAGAGCAAGGCGCUCCAGACGCACGUCGAUCUACUUUGCGGAGUAUGAUCGCCGACGCUGACAAGAACCCAGCAAAGGCUGACGAAUCUCAGAGGGGUGACACGAAUCAAUGUGGAGUAUUGAGACCUCCGCGUCGGCCAGGGCAAGCUCCUGCCAGAUUUGGAACCAUCUUGAAGCCACUCGGUCUCAGAACAUCUGUCAGUGCACAGGAUGCUGACUUUGGUCUGCUUGAAGCGGGCACUGCUGGUGACUCCACGCUGCGCAGAAAACAGGAACAAGCUAUCGGCGGCACAAGCACCAAGAGUCAGCAAGCUGGUGACCUGGGCAGUCACUCUGCACCGCCACCGCCUGGCACACUCAGGGAUCGACCAAGAUACCCCAAUGAUACCGCAGGCAGCCACGGACCCCACCGAGAACACCCGGUGCAUAGAACACCACUGCUUCCACCUCUGAAGGGAAAGGAACGUCGCGGACCCAACAUUGAUCAGAGGCUUGGUGACCGCGAGGAGGAUCAGACCUCUAGUUUAUCACUUGCCAUGCAACCACCAGAGUUGAGGCGCAGUGCACCUGGUAAGCUGCCUCCUGUGUCUCAUCAAAACGAUCAUGUGUCCGACCCUGUCCUUCACUCACGGCUUCUAAUGGGCCGGCAAGGCCAUCUUCCAUCGUCCAGUGCUGCCGAACUGCCUCAUCGCUAUACCGGCACUGCCAGCAAGUGGGACGAGUCUCUUAUAUCGGCCAUGAGUCGUGGACGGACGCUCAAUGUACGUCGUUGAUCAUCCUCGGGUCACCCCCCCCCCCUUGGAUAUGGAACUUGCAGCGGCAUCCUGAGCAGUUGAAGCCCUCUCGUUGUGCGUGCGUGUCUGUGUGUGUAACAUAAUCGUGUCAGUAUGGAUGCUGCAGUCAAGCAUUCCCUGGUCGCUUGCUCUAGUGCAGUUCUGGUGUCAGACUUAGAUUCCAACCUUCAUUCACAUCAUCUCUUUUGAAUGUACGUUCUUCGCAGUAGCACUAUGAAAAUAUCUAGUAUGUUCCGUCCUUUUUUUGGUUUCAUUGAUGCUAUUCAUUGCAGUGCAAUGAUACAUGUUAACAGUUCA
Molecule: messenger RNA, 1429 nt
Organism: Sycon ciliatum
Lineage: Eukaryota; Metazoa; Porifera; Calcarea; Leucosolenida; Sycettidae
Product: alpha-tubulin N-acetyltransferase 1-like
Exons: 7
Coding region: 107-1111 (334 amino acids)
Biological process (GO): alpha-tubulin acetylation
Cellular component (GO): microtubule
Molecular function (GO): tubulin N-acetyltransferase activity
Source: RefSeq, a predicted model, not a curated record